This is a messenger RNA of Parasteatoda tepidariorum (common house spider), 447 nucleotides long. The record is from RefSeq and is a predicted model, not a curated record. NCBI's taxonomy places the organism in Eukaryota, Metazoa, Arthropoda, Arachnida, Araneae, Theridiidae.
GUCGGAUUUUGUAGUUACUCGAUAAUUUUAAAGUCUAUGGAUCUUAGGAUAUAUUGUUGUGGUAUAUUGUUUCCAUAUUAUUCAAUAGGUAUCACAAAUGAAUCAGGCUCAACAUUUGCUGUUUAUGCUAUAGCAGUGUGUCGUAAGGAUCCAUCAGGUUCUGAAGAUAAAUGGAAUGUUAUCAGAAGAUAUAGUGAUUUUCGGGAUUUUCAUUUUGCAAUUAUUCAGAAAUUUCCUCACCUUAGUCAGUUACAGUUCCCUGGUAAGAAGACUUUUAAUAAUUUGAGCCCCCAAUUUUUAGAAAAGCGCACAGGUCAGUUGUGUAAUUAUCUGCAGAUUUUAACUAAUCCUGACACUUUAGUAAACAGUCCCGGGUUGAAAACUGCAUUAUUGCAAUUCCUGGAGCCUAAAGUGUAUGAAAAAGGCAGAAAACCUUUAGCUAAAAAG